Molecule: messenger RNA, 7913 nt
Organism: Anguilla anguilla (European eel)
Lineage: Eukaryota; Metazoa; Chordata; Actinopteri; Anguilliformes; Anguillidae
Gene: shprh
Product: SNF2 histone linker PHD RING helicase
Exons: 31
Coding region: 614-5650 (1678 amino acids)
Biological process (GO): nucleosome assembly; protein polyubiquitination; DNA damage response
Cellular component (GO): nucleosome; nucleus
Molecular function (GO): DNA binding; ATP binding; metal ion binding
Source: RefSeq, a predicted model, not a curated record
GAUGCAUUUAAAGAUGGCGGUUUGGUCAACUGUUUAGCUGUAAAACUUAAUCUAGAUAUUUGGCAAGCCAAUAUUAAAGAUACGUUUACUAUUAGUCAGGCAGUAGCAGAAAGCCGACAACGCUGCCAGUUCCUCUAGCAAGAUCUUACCUAACUAUUGUUUUUCUUGCAUUUGGAAAAUUAAAACAAGCUAAGGUUAGCUAGUUAGCUGCCAAGCUAUUUAAUGGCAUCUAUUUGAGCUAUUCUUUGUUUCGCAGUCUAUUUAAGUCUAUUCAAGCACUUAAAGAAAUCUGCAGCAAACAUGGUUGGACUGUUCGAAAAAUAACUGCAUGCUAUUUUGGCUAACAUAAAAUAACAGUUGACUUGUUUGCCACGUAUUAUUAUGUUGACAGAUUUGAAUGCAUGGACACAGUUGAUGUUAGCGUAUAGCCUACGUUCGCUCUCUUCGUCUAACGUUAGCUCACUAAACUUUCAAGAUAUCAACUGGAAGUUCUACCGUUAACAUGGACUAGCCACGCGUCUGCAGAGCUGCAAACCGGCAUCUUCUCUUGAAAAUUAACCUGCAACAGUCUCGUCGGCGAAAAGAACUGCUUUUUCCCUUCUUCAGACUCACAAUGAGCAGCAGGAGGAAGCGUGCUCCUCCCGUGAGGGUGGAUGAGGAGACAAAGAAGAGGUUGAACUGGAACAUGCACGAAGAUCGGAGGAACGAAGACGUAGUCAUCCUGGACAAUGACGAGCGGACUUGGCCCCCGGGUCCCCCACCAGCACCCCCUACCACAGCCCGGGAGGAGGCUGCUGAAGCCUGCUGCUCCACUUCGGUCCGGCCCGCGGAAUUGAGUGAAGAGCCCCCGUGCACGUCCUCGGAUGCCGCCGCGACCCUCUCUCUCACAGUGCUUCCUGCUUCAGACCUGGACCUGGUCUGGAAAGCUCUGAUUGGAGAGUUCAGCCUGCAUCCCAGACAGUUCCCCUUGGAUGUUGGGAGUAGAAGGUUCUCCCUGCAGAGGAGCAGCGAUCGGCUCUGUGUAAGCUUCCUCAAAGAGAGCCAGGCAGGGAACCCGGAGGAGACGGGGCCUGGCGAUGAGCACUACUUCCCUGUUGAGUGUUCUCUGGGUGGGGGAGUUCUGGAGGACCUGGAGUGGCUGCAGAGGAGGAGAGUAAUUCAGCUCUGCCAUAAUCAAGGAGAUGUAUACAUCAAGGUGGGGAUUUACAUCCUGGAGGCUUGCUUGGGACGGCCCGAAUUCCUGAGCGAAGGAAAUGGACGGAUCAGGAAAGCCAAUCAUCUUCUGCAGAAACUGAUGGAGCUCUUUUAUGACUUCAUCAUCCCUGAGGUCGUCGAGAAUGAAGAAGAGGAGUGUGACACGGAUCUGGAGCGGCAGAACGUGGAGGAGCUAUACGACUACGUCAGACACCUCCACCAGGGAGAGGGCCAGGAUCUGAUCCGUGAUGUCCAGCACGAGGCCCUCAUACCCGUCCUCAGGCUCUACCAGUGCCAGGCCGUCAACUGGAUGCUGAAGAGAGAGAGGUACAAGGACGAAGUCCCUCAAGAGAAAUCACUGCAUUUCCUUUGGAGAGAGGUGGUCACACUGUGUGAAAAGAAGCUGUACUACAACCCAUAUACAGGCUGUCUGAUCAGAGAGUUCCCCCUGGCAGGGGUGGACUGGCCAGGUGGGAUCUUGGCGGAUGAGAUGGGCCUGGGCAAGACAGUGGAGGUUCUGGCUCUGAUCCUGUUCAAUACGCGCCAGGGCCUGGACCAGGGCGGCCUCACACUUCCUGCGGGACAGUCGGUUAACUAUUUUGUCCCCCCUCCACUGAGAGAAAGAGAGAGAAGAGAUUAUUUCAAGCAGGAGAUAAGACCAAAAGAGAAGGUGUCCUAUCCUGCUGUACGUGUGAUGCUUCUCGCUGCUAUAAAGGAGAUGAGGGUCGGGAAGGGUGCCUCUGUGAAUGCCAUUUUCACCUACAUCCGCACCACGUACAACUACGACCUGCUGAAGAACCGCACCCACAUCAAGAAGACCUUGGCCAAGCUCAUCAAGGAGGAGAUGGUGGACCAGGUCAAAGGCCGUGGGCUGGCAGGGUCAUUCAAGCUCGGGAAGAAAUACAAAGAUAAAAAUAAAAGGAUGAGCGCUGCGAAACCUAAGUCUUCCAACGCAGAUGGCGGGCACAGACGGAGAACCCGCAGGAGCUCGGGGCCGGGGAAAGAGUCUGCGGCGGACUCUGAGACCACAGGGGGGCGCUCUAUUGAACCUGAACCGGAUGCCGUCCACAGCUCCGCCCCGCCUGGCUCCUCUGUGGGAGAGAGUGACUACUGCUCAAAAGACAUGCGCUUGCAGGAAGAGCAAGGUGGGGAUGAAGCACACAUCCAUGCUCAGGACUGCCAGCACGCCAGUGAUCUAGCAGUUGGGACACAGGACCCAGCCGUCAGAGCCAACAAUGGUCUGUGUCCCACCUCUGUGAGGGAAAGUGAACCCGAGGUAAAGUGUCCCCCAGAGGAGAUUUUGGGGAGCCCCCCAUGCCUCGAAGAGGGUGUGCCUUCUGUACGAACCUCUAUGGUCCUCCCCUUUAACACUCCGGACUACCGCUUUGAGUGUAUCUGUGGGGAGCUGGGCCUAGUGGACUACAAGGCACGCGUGCAGUGCCUGAACUGCCUGCUUUGGCAGCACGCCGAGUGCGUCGGCUACAAGGAGGAGAGCUUGGGCACCACGCCCUUCUACUGCCCCCACUGCCUGGUAGCUAUGAAGCCCGUGCCCACGGGCGCCACCCUGAUCAUCUCUCCAAGCUCCAUCUGCCACCAAUGGGUGGAGGAGAUCAACCGCCAUGUUCGCUGUUCCUCCCUGCGAGUCCUGGUGUACCAAGGCGUGAAGAAACACGGGUUCAUCCAGCCCCAUGUCCUGGCCAAGCAGGACGUAGUCAUCACCACCUACGAUGUGCUCCGCUCCGAACUUAACUACGUGGACAUUCCGCACAGCAACAGCGAGGAUGGUCGCCGCUUCCGUAACCAGAAGCGCUACAUGGCCGUGCCCAGCCCUCUGGUGGCUGUGGAGUGGUGGCGCGUUUGUCUGGAUGAGGCACAGAUGGUGGAGUGCACCACCGCCAAGGCUGCAGAAAUGGCAUUGCGCCUCACCUCCAUCAACCGCUGGUGUGUUAGUGGUACUCCAGUGCAGAGAGGCCUGGAAGAUCUAUAUGGGCUUGUUUUGUUCCUGGGGCUGGACCCAUACUGGGUGAAGUACUGGUGGGACCAGCUGCUGUACCGGCCAUAUCGCAGAGGAAACACUGAGCCUCUGUACCACCUGAUUGGCCAGCUCCUGUGGCGGUCUGCUAAAAAAGACGUCAUUGAUCAGAUUCAAAUUCCUCCGCAAACCGAGGAGGUCCACUGGCUAAACUUCUCACCGGUCGAGGGCCACUUCUACCAUCGGCAGCACGAGGUCUGCUCCCAGGAUGCCCUGGUGAAGCUGAGGAAGAUCUCUGACUGGUCCCUGAAGCUGGGCAGUCUGGACCGCCGCACGGUCAACACCAUCCUGUACCCGCUGCUGCGGCUGCGCCAGGCCUGCUGCCACCCGCAGGCAGUGAGGGGCGAGUUCCUGCCCUUCCAGAAGAGCACCAUGACAAUGGAGGAGCUGCUGAAGUCUCUGCAGAAGAAGUGCAGAGUUGAGUGUGAGGAGGCACACCGACAGCUGGUGUGUGCUCUCAACGGUCUGGCGGGAAUCCACAUCAUCAGAGGUGAAUUUGUGGAGGCAGUGGAGCUCUACAGAGAGGUGCUACGCUCUUCUGAGGAGCACAAAGGCAGACUAAAAACCGACUCCCUCCAGAGGCUACACGCCACACACAAUUUGAUGGAGCUGCUGAAUGCGAAGCACCCUGGGAUACCUCCCACUCUUAGAGAUGAUCGCCUGAAAGAGGAGGCCGAGCAGCUGAGGCAGCACUACAUGACCAAGUCCAACUCUGAAGUGUCAGAAGCAAGAGAAGCCCUACAGCCUGUUCUGCAGAACAUCAGAGAGCUCAAACGCAAGGUGCAACAGCGCUCCCCCUGGUGGUUGGAUGUCAUACAGCGAGCAAUCCAGUGUUCCAUUGAUGAUGACCUCGUCCUUCGCAUCCAGAAUGAGCUGACUUGCAGUUACAAGCAGGAAGCCAAGAAGAUCUCCAUGGCAGACAAGUUCCGUGAUGGGCGGGGUCUGCAGUUUCUUCUUAGCUCACAGAUGGAUGACCUGAUGAAGUCCCAGAAAACCGUACAGGAUGCCGUGAAGAAGCUGGAGGGCCCGCCCUCAAAGAAGGUGAUCGAGGAGGCCACUAUCUGUCACCUGAGGCCUGUUCGUCUGCCGCUAAACAACUGUGUGUUCUGCAAAGCCGAUGAGCUGUUCACUGACUACGAGUCCAAGCUGUUUUCCCACACUGUGAAGGGGCAGACUGCCAUCUUCGAAGAAAUGAUCGAGGACGAGGAGGGCUUGGUGGACGACCGGUUGCCUACAACAAGCCGUGGCCUGUGGGCCGCCAGUGAGACGGAGCGUGCGCUGAAGGCCAUCCUAUCCUUCGCCAAGGCACGGCGCAUGGACCCAGCCCUGGGGGAAGAGGGCAACACCUUCAUGGAGCUUUUCGAGACCUGGAAGAAAGAGUACAAGCUGCUGCAUGAGUACUGGAUGGUGCUGAGAGACCACGUGUCAGCGAUCGAUGAGCUGGGCAUGGCCACAGAGCGAUUGCGUGUCCGCCACCCAGAUGAGCCCAAGCCAAAGGUUCUGCACAUCAUUGAGCCACAUGAGGUGGAGCAGAAUAGGGUGAAGUUGUUGAAUGACCGAGCCUUGGCAAAAUCGCAGCUACAGAAGAAAUUAGGGCAGUUUCUAUACCUCACAAACCUUGAGAAGUCCCAGGACAAAUCCACCGGGGGCUUGAACCCUGAGCCAUGUCCCAUCUGUGCACGCCCUCUUGGACAACAGUGGGCGGUCCUAACGUGUGGACACUGCUUCUGCAACCAAUGCAUCGCUAUCAUCGUGGAGCAAUACAGCGUGGGCACUCGCCGCCGCGCCAUCAAGUGCGCCAUCUGCAGGCAGACCACCUCCCACACUGAGAUCUCCUAUGUGUUCACCACCCACAUGGCCAGCCAGGGACAGGAGAUCCCAGUCAAGGGAAGCCACUCGACCAAGGUAGAGGCAGUGGUGAGAGCUCUGAAGAAGAUCCAGAUGACAGACCCAGGGGCCAAGUCACUGGUCUUCUCAACGUGGCAAGGAGUUCUGGACAUCAUUGCUCAAGCGCUGUUUGACAACAACAUGGAGUUUUCCCAAAUCAAUGGGAUCCACAAGUUCCAGGAAAACCUCUCUUCCUUUAAGUAUCAGGAAAAUAUCAACAUCCUGCUGCUCCCAUUGCACACGGGGUCAAACGGUCUCAACAUCAUCGAGGCCACGCAUGUCCUCCUGGUGGAGCCUAUCCUCAACCCCGCCCAUGAGCUGCAGGCCAUCGGCAGGGUCCACCGUAUCGGCCAAACCAGGCCCACUUUUGUUCACAGGUUUCUCAUUAAGUCCACAAUAGAGGAGCGAAUGCAGGCCAUGCUGAAAACAGCAGAAAAAAGUCAUGGCACCACCACAAUGAAGCACUCGGAGGCCUCGGUGCUGACGGUGGCUGACCUGGCAGAUCUCUUCACCGAGGACACCGAGGCACUUGAGUGACCGGCGUCGCCCGGGCUGAGGCGUGCCCACAAGCACCAGCACAUCAUUGGGCCAGAGCAUGCGGGGGGGAAGAGGGUACAGCAGGGGUGGCUACUGGAAAUCCGUGGGUGUUGCUUGUCCACAUUCCUACUCAAAUCUUAUUUGCAUCAUUGGACAGGGAUUGCAUCUUUGCUUGGCUUGGAUCACAAAUUGCCUGCCAUUCCAGCUGAGAGGCAAGUCCAUAAACCCUCAGGGCCUUGGAUCUCCAGGACAAGAGAUAGUCACCUCUGGUGUACGGUGUUGAGGUGAAGGAAAAAUGCCAGGUAUGCACUGAAGAGAAAGGAUAGGACAUAUGAAAUGUUUUCUUUAAAUUGUAAUAAUAUCCAGCAGCUAGUAAUAUUCAGUGCCUGCUUUAAAAUUUGAUGUAGAACAUUCCAGUUUUGAAAAGAAUUGCCCUUGUGCAAUCACGUAAGUGUCCAUUUGAUUGGAAUAAAAUGUUUGAUAGUGUAUUUCUCUAAUCAUGCAUUGUUGUCAUUACACUUUGGAAGAACUUUAUUUAUUUGCUCCUUCUCACUCACUAAUCUUCCCAGGGCACCUUUGUUGUACUCAGCUAUAUUACACUUUGCAUUUUGACAGCUUCACCUCAAUUUGUACGGUGUUUUUCAUCAGCUGCGCUUUAUGAAAGUGCAGAAACCCCAGGCAGCUCUGUUCCCAGCAUCAGAUUUCUGAAUUAUGUGGGAAUGGUGAAAUAGUAGGUAGCUUGACCACCUAAAUGAAUUAACCAUGGAAACUGGUUCAGUGCUAAAAGGUUUAAAUGGCCUCUAGACGGGGCUUGUCAAGUGUAGCCCACAGAAGGUGGUCUAAACAUCAAUGUAUCUGAUACUUCUGUGGAGAACCUUUUGUGGAAUCAGUUUAUUUCAAGGUCUAUGAUAGUUUAAGCUCUGAUAUUGGGUUUGUAGAUGAACUCUUGUGUUAGUGAACCCAAAUCAUGAUAAACAAACAUUCUUACGAUGAUCUGGAGACAAGUGUUUGUAGUGGUCUGAUAAAAAAACAAAAAACACACACACGCAUUGAAGUUACUGUGCGUAAUCACUGACCUGGAAGUCAAAUGUAGAAUAUCAUUUGCUUCCUAUUAUUGAUGUCAGUUUUUCUUUCAGAGUAUAAAAUGAUCAGUAUGCAUUUCAAGUUGGCAUUUGUGACGUGGGGAGGGGCAGUCUACUUCCUGGUUGUAAAAAUGUUGGGGAAGGAAGCUGUUGGCCCUUUACAGCUUGUGGUAGACUGUCAGCUUUGUGGAAUCGCCUUCCAUUCAGUGGCCCCUUUGAGUGCGUUGUCUGGGGAAAUGACAAUCAGGUCUAACAUUCUGGAGCUUUGUAUUGUUCCCUACACAAAACAGUGCAUGAUUCAGUGUCCAUAAAACUUUUCCUGUAAAGUCAACUUGUAAAGUGCAGGAAAUUUGGAAAAUAAAAGGUGUUGAAAAAACAAACAUUCCUUUCCCCUUGAACAAGGAGGUGAUGGGAGAGUGACAAUGUUUUGUGAGAGAUCUGACUAACUUGGCAACUUUGCUAUAUUAAAAAAAAUCAUUUAAAGUGAAAGAAUGAGUGGCGGCUAGUACAUUGUUUUAUUCUGAAAUCCAUGGUAACACAAGGAUUUAUGUUUCAAAAAUGACAAUAAUUCCUUACAUUGAGAACUGUGAUCUUAAGAGACCAAAUCAUAUUUUAUUUCACUUUUCUGGUAAUGACAUACCAGGAAAAAAAUUUAAUUCAUGCAAAUCUGUUUUCAACUUGAUAAACUGUCUUUCUAUGGGGAGCUUUAUUGCACCUUGAAUGUAGUCCAGUUUUGUCUGAAUCAUGAUUUCAGCUAUAAAUUUAUUUAACAAUUGAGACUUAUUAACUCAUUGCUGUCAAUUGCAAUCCUGGAAGGAGACCCAGGAUUAAACUCAAGUUUACCACAUUUGCACUUUCGUUUUUGUCUACAAAAUCAUGGGUAUCCAAAGCUGGCAAUAAUGGUCUGGCCCUUUCGAAUCAUGUUAAUGUGAUUAUCUGUUGUGAAUAAUCUGCACUGAGAGAGCAGUUGUUUUUAUGCUUUGCAGAAACUUGUACCCUGUACAUUGUACCUCUUUAUUAAUUGUAAUAUGUGAAGUAAUGCUUGUGAGUCCUGCGAUAUUUUAAGCUCUCCACCAAAGUUACACUCAGCAUUGUAAAUUUAAAAUGAUUCAUUCAGUUUUUUUCUUUAUUAGUAUAUGUAAUGAAGGAACUUGGAAAAUAAAUUGAAAAAAUUGACUCUA